UACUCGGAACCCAGACGCAUUUGAUGGCGUCGCCGAUCAUCAGUUUCGUCGGUGGAGGUGGAUCCAUCGAUCCUCGCUGUCACUGUUCUUGCUCUCGCUUCGAGCUGCUUUUCCUCCAAUGUCUCCGGGAACAAUUUCGACGGCGUUGGACUUCCGGCGGCGACGCGGUGGCUGUUUUCUCCGAUCCCGAUGUUCAAGUUUAUGGUAGCUUUCCCGGCGCUGGACGGAUUACUUGUCUCUUUACGUAAGAGGAGAAUGGGGAUGUGUAAAUGCUGCUUUAGAUUGUGGUACAAUGUACGUCGAUUGAAAUGGCCUGAUCAUCUCAGUUACCGAGAGGGAGCUUUCUGACUUGAUAUUUGGAAAUUGCCGCCGAAUCAAGCAGGUUUAUCACAAGUUUCUAUAUGUUAUCGGAUUCUAACGGACGCUUCUUCUUUUGAGAAGUUCAAAAAUGGAAAAGAAGGCAUGAGGCUUCUGCUGUCUAGAUCUGCUUCCCACUUCUUGGCCAACUUAUCUACUUUGUGUAAGAGUCUCUUAUCCAACCAGCAUACGACACUUGUGAACGGGAAGGCUCCUGUAAAGGAAAUGUUCAUAUUUAUAGGGAAACGCAAAGUCGGGUUACUCAAGAAACUCACGGAGUUGACAGUUCUAUGUGGAAUCCCUGCUUGUGCUAUCAUCUACAGCGACUACAGUGAGGAACCUGAGGUAUGGCCUAACCGCCGUGAGGCUCACGCUAUUCUGGACCGUCUCCGGAGGCUCCCGAGGGCGAAACAGACAAAGCAUAUGCUGGACCAAGGGGAUUUCGUUCACCAGAUGAUUGGUAAAUUGGAGAGAGAGCUCGAGAGAGAGAGGAGGAAGAACAGUUUGAUCGAGCUCGGAUUGGUUGCGUUCCACAAUGACCUGAAUGAUGCGGAUUACUCCGAGGAGCUGAGCGUGGCUGCCCGUCUGCUCGAGCAGAGGAUCAAGGCCGUCACGGAGAGGAUCGAAUCCUCCAUCCGAAUGUCAGUCUUUGCCGAUGAAAUUUGAUCGAAUGGUGAGAUUUCUUUUCGUUUCAGGAUCUGGAGACGGACGGAAAAAAGGGGUUAUGUGGUCGCUGUUAUCAUUUCUCAUUCGAUUUACACAGACAUGUACCAUGUUUUUCCGUAUCUCUUUAUGUAUUCUCAUCGAAUUUGCCGUACAAUUUGUUAGAUUUUCAUUUGGUA
Molecule: messenger RNA, 1199 nt
Organism: Tarenaya hassleriana
Lineage: Eukaryota; Viridiplantae; Streptophyta; Magnoliopsida; Brassicales; Cleomaceae
Product: agamous-like MADS-box protein AGL80
Exons: 4
Coding region: 463-1023 (186 amino acids)
Molecular function (GO): protein dimerization activity; DNA binding
Source: RefSeq, a predicted model, not a curated record